UUUGGUUGCCUAAUAUGAGAAUGUAGUGAACCGUAUCAAUCACUUUUUCUCAUUCUCCUCUCCACCUGAUAUUUCGCGCAUAGAUUUUGAUAGUAUAGGGAACAGAUUUUCGCCGACAAUAAUACAGGGGCUCUGCUGGCUCUUACCAUGGAUUCCAAGGGGCCAAAGCAUUAUAAGAUGCACUGUUAUCCAAUUUAUGAAGACUCAGAAGACAGUACACAGAUCGAGAAGAAACACCCACAAACAGAUGAAGCCGAUGAUUUUUUCGCUUUGGUGCACAGAAUUCAAGCACUGAACAGAUUGAUUAAGAAGAAGACAAUGAAUUCGAGCUCUGCAGGAAAUGUGGGUGCUACCGUUACCAAUGGAAAAUCCCCCUGGAAGCCUGUAUUCCAGCUGGAGGACUUUUUUAACUUGCCAUCGACCGGCAGCCCUCGUGCUCACAGGGAUAUGACUUGUUGUACAAACAAGAAUACAGGCAGAUGCGGAGUAUCUGCACAGGAAGAUAUUGGAAGUGAAAAGUAUAUGGCCGUUGAGGUUUUUGAUCUGAAUGUAGAGCCCACCCCGGAAUUUUGUUAGCAAUUUGCUGCCAUCUUGACAUCACAAGGAAGCUUCUCUCUUCAGGUAUGAGAAAAAUGAAAGAGAUUGGGUGUAUGAAUUUUGUAAGUAAAUAGGAUUUGCUCAGGUUGUUGCAGGAUCUGUAUGGCAAUGCUUAGGGCAAGCUUAUUUUGUCUAAAGUUGUAUUGAACAGUGGUUGCUCUGUAGUUAUUGAGGCGUCAUUGGAGGAUUUUGUUCUUGUUUUGGAGGUCUGUAAUGUGGGGGAAGUAUGAUCUGGAUAAUGGUCAAUUCUACUGUCACGAAUUACAACCCAAUAGCUGUGGAUCGUGUUCAUACGGUGUACUGUUAAACAUUGUCAUAUAGAUUGUAACAGUUCAAUUUAUAAGAACUAUAAAUCAAUGUGGUUUUUUUGUUGAUGUA
Molecule: messenger RNA, 975 nt
Organism: Cryptomeria japonica (Japanese cedar)
Lineage: Eukaryota; Viridiplantae; Streptophyta; Pinopsida; Cupressales; Cupressaceae
Exons: 2
Coding region: 148-576 (142 amino acids)
Biological process (GO): regulation of systemic acquired resistance
Source: RefSeq, a predicted model, not a curated record